AUGACUGCUCCCACCAAGGCUUCUGAAGGCGGGAGCUCAGCCAUUGCUCGACUAGAUGCUCAGAUCCUGGCGCUAGAAUCCGAGGUCAUACGUUUAAAGCAAGAACGGAACGAGAUGCUCAAGGUAUCGCAACUCCCCAUCGAGACACUGUGCCAGAUCUUCUUGCUCGUCCCCGAAAAGACGAGUGCAGGGCAUCAGCGAUUGGGAUGGGUACGAAUCACCCAUGUGUGUCGUCGGUGGAGGACGGCAGCCCUUGGCUGCCCCCUUCUUUGGUCUGCCCUGAGCAGCUUGUAUCCACCGGAAUGGUUAGAUGUUAUGGGUGCCAGGUCAACCACAGCACCACUGUCGAUCCACUUUGACAGGCUUCCAAUGGUCACACAAGCGGAGAGAAUAACGCAGUCGAAACUGCGCAAGGUGCUCAAGCAGACAGAUCGUCUACAGCACAUCUCGUUGACCGCUGACCCUCUCUGUCUUCAAACCAUGCUCAAACCCCUAGUCGCACCACUGCCACUCCUGGAAACCGCGACCAUCACCAGCAUUGAUCCUUACGAACACUCGGACGUGCUGGCCGACGAUAUGAGAAUGUGGAUGUUGACCUCAACGACCUGCUACCUCACGGCCUAUUUGGCGGGGACGCUCCGAAGCUACGAACCCUCUCGUUCAUCGGAUGCAUCCCGUGGUUACGGGGACCAACCUUGCCACACCUUUCAAACCUAA
Messenger RNA from Coprinopsis cinerea okayama7#130, 717 nucleotides. RefSeq lists its product as hypothetical. The record is from RefSeq and is a predicted model, not a curated record. The coding region runs from base 1 to 717 and encodes 238 amino acids. Gene Ontology annotation, molecular function: protein binding. Lineage: Eukaryota; Fungi; Basidiomycota; Agaricomycetes; Agaricales; Psathyrellaceae. The transcript has a single exon.